This is a messenger RNA of Hydatigera taeniaeformis, 1188 nucleotides long. The record is from the annotation of a GenBank genome assembly. Lineage: Eukaryota; Metazoa; Platyhelminthes; Cestoda; Cyclophyllidea; Taeniidae.
AUGUCAGAAAGGAAUGAUCUCAAAGGUACCGUCGAUCACAUCAAAUUGCAAAAGUUCAAGAAGACAAAGGGGUAUGAUUCUAAGCUGGAUAAGCUCUACCAAAAGGCCCUGAAGGCAAAGCCGGGUAAGGCGAACAUAGAGGUAAAAUCAUUGGGAAAAUCCAUGAAAUUUAAAUCUUUCGGAAAAAAACCAUCUCCUGUUAAUACCAUCGACUAUGAGAAGAUAAAGAGUCUAAAGAAAUCCUCACCGUCUGAUAGAGUUGUCGCAUUCGCCUACCCUGGACCGGACGAAAAAUCACCUAUUGUUCUGCAUGCGAUGCGUUUUAAGGAGGAGAAAGAUUACAACAAUUUUGUGCCGAGAAUGGAAGAUCCUUUUCAAUCUACAUUACCCUCGCACACACAAUCGCCUCCUAUUUCUGAACGACCAACUUCUAAUCAACCGACGGAUUAUUUGACUCAACCAACAACUGAGCACACCAGAUCCACCAAAACGCAUUCGCCUUCUCGAACCACCGUACCUUCAACACGUUACUCUUCGCUAUCUUCAUCAUCACUGUCAUCAUCCUCGUACACCCACAGACCACGACAUCAUUCGAGCAAACCUGCUAGAGGUGUGCAGUCCUACAUAUCUACAGACGGUCUAUUUUCACCGCCUCGUGGAAGAGCAAGAAGCAAGAGCCCCAUUAUAACAAUCCAUUCACCAUGUCACACUACUUACGUCACAACUACUUCAAGAUUUCACACAUCACAACCUCCACGGCCUCGAGCGUCAUCAGCAAAGCCUAGGAGAUCACGACCUCCGAUGUCGCCGCAGAGACAGGUCAAAGUGUGUACAAUCUACAAGAUGCCAAGAAAUGCCGGGUCGGAAGGCAGUUACUUGUCUUCUUCUGAUGGAAGUUCGGAUACAAUGACUGAAUCUAGCAGCUCCAGUGGCCGUUCACGAGGUCCAUUCAGAUCGCGGCCAAGGGUUUAUUAUGCAAGCAACAGUAGCCGUAGCAGCAGCAGUAGUAGCAGCAGCAGUCGCUCCAGCUCUACCCAUGGACCUGAAUUAUACGGUAAAUCCAUACCAGAAAGCCGUUCCUUCGUUAUUUCGCGUUGUACUAGAGAUCGACAUUCCACAAUGAGGUGUCGUCCAGUUGGAGGCAUUACAGUGACAAGUGAGACUCCAAGUUUUACCUAUGAAGCCUAA